AUGUUAGUGUUCCAGGUUUCAACACAUCAGCCAUCAGCCAGCAGCAGCCAGGAGCAGUCGUCCACAGAACCCUCCGUCACGGCAGGAUCGGAGGCACAGAGCUCGACCCAAAACCAGCAGGACGAAGGCCCCACACUUACAGAAUAUGCCGAAGAGCUAUCAGCUGCUGCUCCAAACGUCUUCGGCAAAGCGCUCAACGUCCUCGCCAUGUUCAAUGUUGCCAAUGAACAGAUCUCGAACAUGGACCCCACAAUGCGUCUGAACACAGCCUGUACCUUCACAGAGAUUCAUCCGGAGUGUUGGGCCACUGAACACCAGCGGGCGUGGAACUACCUGUUGAACUCUCGAGGAAUCGAGCUUGUUCAAUUGCGGAGAGGUACAUUCUACUUCCGCUGCAUGAACGUGGAUCCUGAUGACCUAAACAAAGCGGACGACGCCAAGUUUCUCUGCUUGUGCCUGUGGAUUUUGCGGCAGCAUCGUUGCAUCUUCCAAGUCUCCCUGUUAAUUCCUGUCCUAGCACCGAGGCACCGGUCCCUGUUCAUGCAUCUGCUUAAGCUGACGAAAUACGUGCACAAGUUGGAAAUUUACGAGGAUCCUUUUAGAUCGUCUCCGUGUGAUCUAUAUCCGCCGGCACGCGCGUCAAGUUCUGAUUUCCAGGGCGAUCCAUGGGCGUACAAGCUGGAAUGCCUAUCUAUGUUGCAAGAAUUGGGAUUAUCCACUGUGAGUCUGAACGACGAAGAUGGCGAUGCUCUGAUUCGCUGCAUCGAACAGAACAAGAAUCUGGUAGCCGUCAUUAUGAUCGACGUAGAGAUGAACAUGCAGACAUUUGUUGAACUCAUUCACAAGGUUGUGAAGCUUGAGAAACUCCAGGACUUCCGCAUAAAAAUCACCGCCAAAGAACCAAAGGGGAUGUUCGCAAAAACCCUUCACUUGGUCGGCGAGGCUCCAAUUCUGUCAAGGCUCUACGCACACGUUGACUAUGGCAUGGAAAGCUUGCUGACUGGUCUGCAGGAAAACAAAACACUCGAGGAGCUGACCCUGGAGCCGACAAUCACCAGGCCAAGUGUCCUGGCUGCGCUUUGGGCCUUUCUUGAGAAGCAUCCUUGUUGCCGAUGCCUCAAACUCUGCAUUGAUCUCUCUAGAAUGCCAGAAGAUUGCGAUGCCCUAAACAGUUUGGAAGAAAUUAUGCGUCAUUCUCCUGUGCGAGUCCUUUUGCUCUCUGGAUCUAUCAUCAAUUUCGACCAGUCAUUGAGGUUUGCCGAAGCUCUAGAGGGGAGCCGUCUCAGAGAACUUCAUCUGGACGGAUGCCAGAUUCAUUGUCAGGCCGUUCCGGCCUUCAUAAAUGCCAUCAAGAGCUUGAGGCAGCAGAAGAAUGCGUUGUUCAAGGAACUCAACUUAGGGGCCAUUGUAGGGAAUGAGCAGGAAGAAAGAGACGUGUUCAGGCUCGUGACUGACGAACGUGUCAGACCGUGGAUAACGCUUGCGCUGACUGAAAACGUUAUGGAUAUAUCUUUGCCUUGGGUGUUUCGCUCUUCAGAAGGAAAGGGUAAUUUCACGAAGCUGUCGCUGUCUUUCAGUGAAAACAUAGAUCCGGAUCCAGUGUUUCAUUCCCUGAGGUACGCGGCAUGGUCACUACAAAGCCUUUCCAUCAUCAACACUGCGGAGAUCAACACAGGAGGCGCAAUGUUAUUGGCGGUCGUGAUAGAGCGCAGCCACCUGCUCAGGGUUCUGCGUCUUCAUGGUCCCAUCUCCUCCAAAGGUUCCGAACAGAUACUCGCGUCUUUGGCCAAGUCCAGAAGCGUCGCUCUCCUCACGAUCGAGAAUUGGGACUUGAAAGACAAUGUGGCUACCACUUUUGCUGACAUGCUUCGCAGGAAUCGCAGUCUGUGUCGGCUCGAGUUCUAUUGGAACGACAUCGCUGACUACUUGCCUUUCAAGGACCACUUUGUCCGUGGUCUUUCGACUAACCUGUCCGUAGUGGUUGUGAAGAUGUACAGGGGUGAGCUUCGGGACGAGUUUCCUGAGCGAGAUUUCAAUGUCUUGCAGUACCUCCACAGAAACCAGAUGAUGCUCACAUGGGCCGUGGCCGUCGCUCUUAGGGACGGCAUGCGCCUGGAGGGUCGAAUGAUCGCAGAUUGCUUGCAGAUUAGCGAGACCUCCCUGGACUUUUAUCAGCGCACCGCCGACAUCUCGCCUCGCACGGCUGACAACCGCGUGCGCUUGGCUCGUAUGGCGACCAGGACUCACUACUACGAGCUAAAAACGGCGUUCCGGGUUGAACUCCGCUCUUGGAAGAAGCCCCAAGCUCGAAUAGCCGCCCAGAACCUGGUUUUGUCGAUGCGGUCCACCGUAAUGAAGACACUGAGAAUGGAAGAUGCGUAUUUGGAAGAUGAAAUGACUGAAUUCGGAGAGGUACCUGGUGAUGCGUGCCAAUUUCAAAGUGACUAAACUUGAGGAUAAAGUGUGUGAA
Rhipicephalus microplus (southern cattle tick) is the source of this 2470-nucleotide messenger RNA. RefSeq lists its product as uncharacterized. The record is from RefSeq and is a predicted model, not a curated record. Gene Ontology annotation, molecular function: GTPase activator activity; small GTPase binding. Lineage: Eukaryota; Metazoa; Arthropoda; Arachnida; Ixodida; Ixodidae. Gene Ontology annotation, biological process: nucleocytoplasmic transport; activation of GTPase activity. Gene Ontology annotation, cellular component: perinuclear region of cytoplasm; nucleus; cytosol.